Cornus florida is the source of this 1104-nucleotide messenger RNA. RefSeq names its product 1-aminocyclopropane-1-carboxylate oxidase homolog 1-like. The transcript is spliced from 3 exons. The record is from RefSeq and is a predicted model, not a curated record. Lineage: Eukaryota; Viridiplantae; Streptophyta; Magnoliopsida; Cornales; Cornaceae. Bases 1 to 1104 code for a protein of 367 amino acids.
AUGGAAGUUGUCCCCAGCAAUGGACAUUACAGUUGGGCGGAAGAAGUGAAGGAAUUCGACAAAACCAAAGCCGGCGUGAAGGGACUUGUAGACGCCGGCGUGGUAAAGAUCCCCAGAUUCUUCGUCCACCCACCCGAGAGUCUUCGCUGUCCGUCGCCGCCCGAUAACACAAGCACCAUUGAACUCGAGUUCCCCACGAUAGACCUCCAAGGCUUUGAGAGCGGUGGUGCUCGGAGAAAGGAGGCCGUGGAUGGGAUUCGACAGGCGGCCUCCACAUGGGGUUUCUUCCGGAUGGUGAAUCAUGGUGUGCCAAUGAGCACGACGGAGGCCAUUUUAGAAGGUGUCCGCCGCUUCCACGAGCAACCGGUGGAGAUGAAGAGGGACUUGUAUUCCUCCGAUAGCAGCAAGAGAGUGAGGUUCAACAGCAAUGUCGCUCAACGUGAACUUGAUGCUGCAUGUUGGAGGGAUUUGUUAACUUGUGUUUUUCAAGAUGAUACAUUGGAUCCUGAAGCUAUUCCUCUGGUUUGCAGAAAAGAAUUACAGGAGUAUGUGAAUUACAUGAUCAAACUAAGGGAGACAAUGGCCAAGUUACUAUCAGAGGCUUUAGGGUUAAGCAGUGACUACCUUUCACGCUUAGAAUGCAUGAAAGGUGAAUCAUUGGCAUGCCUUUAUUACCCAAUUUGUCCUGAGCCAGAUCUGACCUUGGGCACCGCCAAACAUUCAGACACCACUUUCCUAACUCUACUCCUGCAAGACAACACUGGUGGUCUACAAGUUUUUCAUCAAAAUCAAUGGAUUGAUGUGGCUCCUGUCCCUGGAGCUCUAAUAGCAAACAUUGGAGAUCUCAUGCAGAUUAUUAGCAAUGACAAGUUCAAAAGUGUGGAGCAUAGGGUGUUGGCCCAACUUGUGGGACCAAGGGUUUCAGUUGCAUGUUUCUUCAUUUCAAGUGGAAGGGCUGCAUCUAAGCCUUUCGAACCCAUAAAAGAGCUUCUAUCCGAAGAACAACCACCUUUAUACAGACAGUUCCUUUGCAGUGAAUACUAUCAAUAUUACAAGACCAAGGGAACAAAUGUUACCUCAGCCCUUCCUCAUUAUAAGCUAUGA